Molecule: messenger RNA, 1132 nt
Organism: Phoenix dactylifera (date palm)
Lineage: Eukaryota; Viridiplantae; Streptophyta; Magnoliopsida; Arecales; Arecaceae
Source: RefSeq, a predicted model, not a curated record
CACCCACAGCUUAAGCAAGCCAUGUCCAUUACUUCUUUUGUCCCUCUCUCCAACCCACUCCCACUCUUUAGUCUUUAUAACCUCUCCCCACCUUCCUUCUUCCCCUUGUCCCAACCACCACCACCUCCACCACCCCUCGAGAAGAAGCAAAAGCCAAAAGCCAAAAGAAAUGCUAGCUUUCAAAUAAAGGAAGACAUCUUCUGCUCUUCUUUGAUCUCACCAUGGACACCUCCUCCUCCCUCUCAUCCUCCUCAUCCUUCUCAUCAUCCCUCAACGCUUCCUCCAGCAUUUUUGGUUCCCCCGGCCUUGAAGCGGACGCUAACGCCAACCCCUCCUUCCCCUACACCCCUUCCGCUACCGGGCGGCGGUGGAGGCCCAGGUUCUUCUCCGAGUCCAUCUCCGGCAGCGGCGACGCUCACCACUUCCUUGACACCUGCUUUCUGUGCAAGAAGCCCAUCGCUGCCUACGACGACGUCUUCAUGUACAGAGGGGACGAGCCGUUUUGUAGCGAGGAGUGCAGGGAGGAGCAGAUCAAGAUGGAUGAGGCGCUGGAGAAUAACCGCAAGAAAUUCUCUCCUGCUUCUUCUACUACUUCUUCUUCUAUCAGAAACUCUUCUUCUUCGUCCGCAUCGUCGACAACGAUAAAGCACAAGCCAAGCCUCAUCAUCGGUCAAAACUCCCACAACGUUCAUGCCAUGGUUACUGGCUACUAGUAGACGGGACAAUGGGAGAGGGAGAUAAAGCAAGCUCACAUUUUAAGGAAGGGAUUCUCCUUUUUCCUUUUUCUUCUUUUUUUUUUUUGGUUUUUCCAUGGGGCGAGGGAGCUUUAGUUUGAUGUACAGAAGAGUUGGUUCCCUAGGGUUCUCCAGCAGCAGCCCAUGCAAGAGGCUUCUCCAACUUCUUUUUUUUAAAAAAAAUAAAAGAAAGAAAAUUUGGAGCGUGGGUUGGAGUUGUUCAUAGUGUUCUUCUAUCAGAGGGUGAUGGUGGUUUUGUGAUGUAAAUUUUGCACAUCCAAAAGAUUUUAUGGUGGUUUAUUGAUGUAAAUUUUGCACACCCGAAGGAGGAGUAGUCUAUGUUGGGUUUGUUUGGAUGGAUGCCAAGAGAACGUCCGGGAAAAUGAACUUUGUUCCUU